Molecule: messenger RNA, 2336 nt
Organism: Cyprinus carpio (common carp)
Lineage: Eukaryota; Metazoa; Chordata; Actinopteri; Cypriniformes; Cyprinidae
Product: U3 small nucleolar RNA-associated protein 4 homolog
Biological process (GO): maturation of SSU-rRNA from tricistronic rRNA transcript (SSU-rRNA, 5.8S rRNA, LSU-rRNA)
Cellular component (GO): small-subunit processome; 90S preribosome; t-UTP complex
Molecular function (GO): protein binding; RNA binding
Source: RefSeq, a predicted model, not a curated record
GAAAUUCAUUCUUGUAGACAGCUUCCGUUCCGGGUCAGGGGUAACCAACGUGGUGUGUCUUGUCUUGUAGCCCAACGUGUGCGCUGCUUCUGAGUGGUAAAACAUCUGAAAGAGAGCAAUAUAUAAGAAAGGAAGAUCUCAGAUCAGCGAUGGGGGAGUUUAAAGUUCACCGGGUUCGGUUCUUUGAUUACAUGCCGUCGGGAAUCAGAGCUUUGGCUUUCAACCAGGAUACUGAAAGGAUGGCAGUGGCGAGGAUGGACGGAUCAGUGGAGGUUUUCCACUGUUCAGACAGAUUUUUCCAAGAAAAGAUCAUCCCUGGUAGAGAGCAGUGUGGGAUUGAAGGUCUGUCCUGGGUUGGAGAGCGUCUGUUCAGUGCGGGACUAAACGGUGGAAUCACAGAGUAUGAUCUGACAAACCAGAAAGUGAAAUACACUAUAGAUGCAUAUGGAGGGCCAAUUUGGACCAUUACAGGCAAUCAACAAGGAACACACUUAGCGGUUGGUUGUGAAGAUGGAACUGUGAAGCUGUUUGAGGUGAAUGAAGACCAAAUACAGUUUGAGAGAAAUCUGGACAGGCAAAAAAGCCGCAUCAUCUCUCUGUCUUGGCACCCAUCAGGCUCCAAAAUAGCAGCUGGAAUGAUGGAUAUGAUCCAGGUUUUUAAUGUAGAGACAGGCCACUCUAUACACAGGAUGCUGGCUGACAGAGGGGCCGGGACAUCCCGCAGUAAGGAGUGUGUGGUGUGGAGUGUGGUCUACCUCUCAGAUGGGACAAUCAUCACUGGAGACUCUGUGGGAAUGGUCAAAUUGUGGGAUGAUCAAACUGGUACACUAAUCAAAAGCCAUAAUGUCACAAAAUGUGAUGUGUUGGCAUUAUCAGUCUCUCAGAAUGAGGACAGCCUUGUUGCCGGGACAUCAGAAGGAAUUGUGGUACAGUUCCAGUUCGUCUCUAUGGUUUUGGAAAAGGAUGAUAAAGAAUGGGUCAGAACCAGAACAUUUAGGAACCACACGCAUGACAUCAGAGCUGUGGCGGAGAUCACGACGGCUGUGGUUUCAGGAGGUAUGGAUGCACAGCUGGUUGUGAGACCUUUAUUAGACAAGAUCGAAGUGAGGUCAGCGGCCUCGGCUUUGAGGAAGAUUCACUUUCCACAUAGGAGACUGGUGUCCUGCGCAAGGAAGUCAGGCCUGAUGCUUUUCCAGUACCCUGGUCAUCUGGAGCUCUGGAGACUGGGAGAGAGUGAAGGAAAAGGCACACCAGGAAGCAGUUUAUUUGUAAAAAGAAAUCCAGAGAAGCUGCUUCAAUUGAAAGUGAAGGGUGAGGAUCACAUCCGCUGCAGUGCCGUGUCUCCCUGUGGAGGAUGGAUUGUGUACUCCACAGCCAGCACCCUACGGCUCUACAGGCUACACUGUGACAAUAACAACAUCAGCAUCACCAAGAUAUCAAAACUUCCAAAGGUACUCAGCUCAGCCAAUCAGCUUUGCUUCUCCUCAGACUCCUCCCAUUUGUUUUCCGCCUCCGCACAGUCAUCAGUGCACAUAGCUUCUCUCAGCCAAUCAGGAUGCAAGUUUGUGGGCACCCUUAAACCUAAGUCAGGUUCCCAUCAGGCCAUUCACUUAUUAGCAGCCAGCGAGGAUGGCAAAUGGUUAGCCUCCGCAAACAGUGACCACGAGGUUCACAUCUACAACCUUCAGACACAGAAGGCUCAUUGCACAGUUCCUGUAUACAGUUCUGCUGUCACCGCCAUGGGCAUUCACCCAGCAACAAACUGUCUGUUCAUCAUGCAUGCAGAUCAACAGAUGUUUGAGUAUUCUAUAGAGCAGAAACAGUACACGGAUUGGAGCAGGACGGUGCAGAGGAAGGGCCUUCAUCGUUUCUGGGUGGAAAGAGACACACCAUGUCUCAAUGUGAUGUUCAAUCCCCAAAAUCCUUCUCAUGUCAUCCUGCAUGAUAUGUACAUGCUCUGCAUCAUUGACCAAAGCCUGCCACUGCCUGAUGACAAAACUCAGUUCUACAAUCAGCUGACUUAGAGCCUCACAGAGGAACAGAGGAAAUCUCAGAGCCAUGCAUUCAAAGUAUGCAAGACCUUCAAGGAUAUCCUGUGUGUUGAGCUGAUGCCGGAUCAGUCUCUGGUGGUGGUUGAGCGCCCUCUAGAGGACAUUGCCACUCAGUUGCCUGCACCCAUCAAACAAAAGAAAUUUGCCACAUAAGGAUAGACCUCUCCAUCUGUAUGUGUGUGGCCUCAGUGAGGAAGUGUGUUUUAUAAAGAGACUGCAAAUUGUUCCCUGUUUCCCCCAAUGUAAAAACUGCUGAAACAGUAUUAAAAAGAAAUAUUUACUGUA